CUUUUGAAUACUUUAACUUAAAUGCUAACAAAUGUUGAAUUUAUAUUUCAGUUAAACAGUUUUGAAACAUUAAUUUAAUCAAUUUAAGUUUUCGUUUAUAUUGACCGUAAAUACGGUUCACUAUUCAUACAAACGAUGGACUUUUGGCACAAAUAUCGCAAUUAUAUCUCGUUUUGGAUUCUGGGCUUAAGUAAUGACUAUUCGUAUGUAAUUAUGUUGAGCGCAGCCUUUGAUAUCAUGAGUGCCUUUGAUCCUAAAGAUUCAAGCCAUUCGUCCGAUGAUAACAAUGGCUUUAAAUGCAACACCAGUUCCACCGGUUCUGUACUUCUCGCUGAUAUACUUCCCUGUCUUUUCAUUAAACUCUUGGCCCCAUUUUUCUUCACGAAUACUAAUCUUCGGGUGUCGGUUGUGGUCAUACUAUCGGCGCUCAGUUUCAUUAUAACUUCGUUUUCAAUUAAUAUUUACAUUUCAUACAUUGGUAUAAUCUGUGCCUCAAUAUCGGGCGGUUUAGGCGAGACUACGUUUCUGUCCUAUUCAUCAAAGUUUGACUCUCGAGUCAUAUCUUAUUGGUCUUCAGGCGCGGGUGCGUCCGGUCUGUUGGCUUCAAUGUCUUACGCAUUCCUCACUACAAUUGGUUUGAGUCCUAAGAAUACAUUAUUAGUGAUGCUAUUCAUUCCCGUACUGAUGGCACUGACCUACUGGUGCUGUAUUACCGAAAAUAUUGUUACCAUCGCUGAUAUUCCAUCCGCUACAAGCAGUUCCAAUGAAGAGUCAGAAGUCGUUCCUAAAAAUAGUGAUCAAUCAUCGGCUGUAUUAACCAAUUAUGAAAUGAUUUUAUAUAUUAAAUUUGAAUUGGUUUACUUCCCGGAUAUAUGGCUCAGUCAUAAGGAACAGUACCGAUGGUAUAACGUUGACUAUCAGAUCGGAGUAUUGAUAUCGAGAUCGUCGCUAAGUUUGUUUAAAAUCAAACCGAUUUAUAUUCUGGCGAUUCUUCAAUCCGUCAAUCUAUCGGUUGUGUUGACACACAUUUGGUUACGAUAUAUACCAAACAUUUGGAUUAUAUUAUCUCUGAUCCUAUUCGAGGGACUGUUAGGCGGAGCCGCUUAUGUCAACACAUUUCACAGGAUAUACACCGAAGUGAACCAUAAGUACAAAGAGUUUGCACUCAGUAUCGUAACAUCCUGCCAUCGGUAUAACGAUCGCCGGCUUCUCAGCCAUUCCGGUCCACGACUACAUCUGAUUUUGGGCUUAAGUAACAACUAUUCGUAUGUAAUUAUGUUGAGCGCAGCCUUUGAUAUCAUAAGUGCUUAUGACCCGAAAGGUCCCGACAAUCCAUCCGAUGAUAACAAGGGCUUUAGAUGUAACACCAGUUCCACCGGUACUGUACUUAUCGCUGAUAUACUUCCCUGUCUUUUCAUCAAACUCUUGGCCCCAUUUUUCUUCACGAAUACUAAUGUUCGGGUGUUAAUUGUGGUCAUACUAUCGGCGCUCAGUUUUAUUAUAACUUCAUUUUCUUAUGAUUUAUACUUUUCAUAUAUUGGUAUAAUCUGUGCCUCACUGUCGAGCGGUUUAGGCGAGACUACAUUCUUGGCCUAUACAUCCAAAUUUGAUUCUCGAGUCAUAUCGUACUGGUCUUCAGGCACCGGUGCUUCGGGUCUCUUAGGCUCUAUGUCUUACGCAUUCCUCACUUCAAUUGGUUUGAGUCCAAAAAGUACAUUAUUAGUGAUGCUAUUCAUUCCCGUACUGAUGGCACUGACCUACUGGUGCUUUAUUACCGAACCCAUCGUUACCAUCGAUGAUACUAGUCGUCCACUAAUGAGUGAUAGCAAUGAUUUGCCAUCCGUUACGAAUGGGGCCGACGACGAGACACAAGUCAUACCACAAACUACUAGUCAAUCAUCUCCCGUAUUAACCACUUAUGAGAUGACUCUUUAUAUACAAAAACUCUUCAAAUAUAUGAUACCAUUAAUGUUGGUCUACUUUUUUGAGUACUUUAUUAAUCAGGGAUUGUUUGAAUUGGUUUACUUCCCGGAUAUAUGGCUCAGUCAUAAGGAACAGUACCGAUGGUAUAACGUUGACUAUCAGAUCGGAGUAUUGAUAUCGAGAUCUUCUUUAAGUUUUGUUAAAAUCAAACCGAUUUAUAUUCUGGCGAUUCUUCAGUCGAUCAACGCAUUGAUUGUAUUGUCACAGAUUUGGUUACGAUUUAUGCCAAACAUAUGGUUUAUGUUAUCUCUGGUUCUAUUCGAGGGUCUCUUAGGCGGAGCCGCUUAUGUCAACACAUUUCACAGGAUAUACACCGAAGUCAACCAUAAGUACAAAGAGUUUGCUCUCAGUAUCACUACUCUAAGCGAUUCCAUUGGUAUUACAAUCGCUGGCUUUUCAGCACUUCCAGUCCACGACUCCAUCUGCAAACACAUUCACUUUUGAACCAUUGAUUAUA
Medioppia subpectinata is the source of this 2440-nucleotide messenger RNA. NCBI's taxonomy places the organism in Eukaryota, Metazoa, Arthropoda, Arachnida, Sarcoptiformes, Oppiidae. The record is from the annotation of a GenBank genome assembly.